CGACUACAGAAUUGUUAUUUUUCGGAGAAAUAAAAAGUUUAAAAUCACAAACUUGGAACUGAAGUUAGGUGUGGCUGUCAAACUUCCCAACAAGUCUUUUCUUUUUUCUUUCUGAAAUAUGAAAUAGGCUAACAACAAAAUGCGGAGGAACGCCACACCAAAAAAAUCUGCAUCCAGGGGCGCAAUUGGAGAUGCUAAUAACAUGCUAAUAACAGCAAGAGGAAAUACACAUUUAAAGGUUAUAAAACAAAUAGGGAGACCGACUAAAACACCGACUGGGAGAGGCCUUGGAAAAGCAGGAGCCAAGCGUUUGGGCCGACUAUUGAAACGAGCCAUUCAACAGGAGGAGUCCCCAGCGAGGGGGAAGGACUCUCUGCCGAAGACUCCUGUUCGCCUUUUCAAGCAUCAGAUUCAAACGGAGGCUGAGAAUGCACCCAAGACCAACACUACCAAGCCGGCCUCGCCUCACGCCCCCCAGCUCGUCCUCAGUGUGGUCUCCCAGUGCAAACACAGAGGUGGCAUCUCCAUGGCAGAGCUGAAGCAGACGCUGGCUGCUGGAGGCUACAAUGUCACCAAGAAGAACAAGCCGGUGACUCCAAGGCUGGUUAACGAUGAGACACUUGUUCGAAUGACAAGGAAUGCAACACUCAGACUCAACAAUAAGAGCAACACAAAGCAAGUAAGGUCAAGCAUUGUGAAAUCCCCAAAACCAAAAGGAAUUCUGAAGCAGAGCAAAACAGCCAGCAAAUACUCCAGAGGAGCAGAGCAGUCACAGAGACAAGCCAGGAAGACUCCCAAAGCAAAAGGCAAGACUCGCAGAGCGGCAGCCAAAUCACACAAACCAACACAGAAGACGCCCAAAGCAAGAAAAACACCAAAGCCAUCAGGGAAGAAACGCAGAUCUAGAACCAACCAAGCGGUUCGAAAGGCACCAGGAAAGGCUCAAAGGGCUGCGAGACGUCAACCAAAGCAAAAGCGACAUCCAUAUAAAUCCGUUGAGAGACAGCCACCAAGACGGAGGCCAAGAAUAAAAACACAGCAACGUCGGGUUGCUAGGAGAAGAUCUUACCACGAUUAGCAUUUUGGAGUAAUUUAUGGUGAGCCGUAAUAAAAGCAAAGCUUUCUAGCAACCAGA
This is a messenger RNA of Cottoperca gobio, 1135 nucleotides long. RefSeq names its product histone H1-like. The record is from RefSeq and is a predicted model, not a curated record. The transcript is spliced from 3 exons. Lineage: Eukaryota; Metazoa; Chordata; Actinopteri; Perciformes; Bovichtidae. Bases 140 to 1078 code for a protein of 312 amino acids.